AUGUCGCUCGAUCCUCCCACGUACCUGGGCUCUCUGCAGGACAACAUCCGUCAACGGCCAAUCCCCUGGGAUGGCGCCGUUCGAGCAGGCACCAUCACCGAGGACCACCUGGCCCGCAUUCGCGCCGUCGACAAGGCGAAGAAGUCAGAGGCAAGGAAGGAGAUUGUAGAUGGAGACCUCGAUGGCUAUCGCUCCCUCUUUGUUGGCGAACCGGGAAAGCCCUCCGUACUCGAGUCUGCGGGGAAGCAGGCUAAAAUUGUCCAGUACAUUCUCGUCCUUUUGGCCGACCUUUUGCCCGGUGUACCGUCGCUGUCCAAGGCCAUCUUCAAGAACAGCGAUCCCUACAAACAUUUCCUACCUUUGCUCGCUCACUCAAACAACGCCGAGGACCCCAUUCCGCUGCUCACCUCGACGGCCUUGACUAAGCUCAUGUCGCUCGCUGGGGACGAAUCCCAGGCGACUCGAAAUGCCAUCCCCGUCCUUCUCUCAUACCUAUCCGGGCUCGCGAAGAGCUCCGAUGCCGGUCUCCAGGACAUUGCCGUCCAGGAAUACUCCUCCAUUCUCUUUGGACAUGCGUCCAGGCAACAAUUCUGGAACCAAAGGAGCGAGACGAUUGCACCUCUGGUUGAGAUUCUUAGAACGGCAGCUGGCAUUGGAAGCAACGGCAGCUCCUCAGCAAGCAUAUGGAGUGGUACUGCACCCACGAGAGCCACGGGCUUUGAGGGCUCACUCGGUGGCGGCGUUGGCCUGCAGUUGCUUUACCACGUCCUACUGGUCAUUUGGCAAAUGAGCUUUGAGGCCGAAGAAAUCGGCGACGAUCUGAACGAUGAAUACGACAUCGUUCUGCUCUACACCCAGCUCCUGCGUCUCUCCCCCAAAGAGAAGACGACGCGAUUGGUUGUGUCAACACUUUUCAAUCUGCUCAGUCAGAAUCAAAAAUCACUCCUCCCUACUGCGGUGCUUGCGCGACUGCCCGCACUCCUCGAGAACUUGAGUGGACGUCACUUGACUGACCCGGACCUGCUCGAGGACACGCAGAAACUGAAGGAACUUCUGGAAGAGUACACCAAGACAAAGACCACAUUUGAUGAAUACGUUGCCGAGGUAGAGUCUGGCCACCUUCGUUGGUCGCCGCCUCACCGGAGCCAGGUCUUCUGGGCCGAGAACGCGCGCAAGAUUCUAGAGCACGAAAACGGAGCAAUCACGCGUAAGCUAGCCGAAAUCAUGAAGAAGCCGUGGGAGAAUGACAAGGCGGUGUUGGCUAUUGCUUGCAACGACGUUGGGGCGUUAGUCAAGGAGGUGCCCGAGAAGAGAUACCAGCUGGAGAAGCUUGGGCUGAAGACGAGAAUCAUGGAGCUAAUGGGUGAAUCCGACGAGAACGUCCGAUGGGAGAGUUUGAAGGCGUUGGGUGGCUGGCUCAAGUACAGCUUCGAGAACUGA
Molecule: messenger RNA, 1440 nt
Organism: Colletotrichum destructivum
Lineage: Eukaryota; Fungi; Ascomycota; Sordariomycetes; Glomerellales; Glomerellaceae
Product: Putative ATPase, V1 complex, subunit H, armadillo-like helical
Exons: 3
Coding region: 1-1440 (479 amino acids)
Biological process (GO): proton transmembrane transport
Cellular component (GO): vacuolar proton-transporting V-type ATPase, V1 domain; fungal-type vacuole membrane
Molecular function (GO): proton-transporting ATPase activity, rotational mechanism
Source: RefSeq, a predicted model, not a curated record